GCUGUCUGAUAGCUCGACCAGCACCUUCCGUCUGGCGGAAACAUCCGCCCAGCGGAUCUCAGGACCUGCAAACUCUGGAUGAUCACAUAUAUUCUGAGCUUCCUCCCUCUGUCAGAUCAGAAAGAGGCCUCCCUCGUAAGCCGGGCUUGGUACUAUGCAGCCCAGAAUGCCCUUCGGGAGACAAAUGUGCGGUACAACAUUCCCGUGUCUUCUGCUUCCCUCUCGGCCAUCAAGAGCUUGGGCCUCAGGGCCAUUUCCUGUGUCAGCCUGACCAACUUGGAUGAUUCACCAGCCUCACACCAUGUGCUGCAGUCUGUUGCUUAUCACUUAGGCCCACACCUGGAGAGCUUGUGCCUGGGUGGGGGCAGCCCCACAGAGGCAUCCUUCAUAACCCUGAUCCUGGGCUGUCCAGCCCUCCGUACCCUUGACUUGAGUGGCUGCAACAGCCUCUUCACAUCAGGCAAUCUGCUGGCUCAGCCCGAGACAGUACAGUGUGUCCGAAAGGCAUUAAGUGGCCUCCGUGACCUUAACCUGGCUGGCCUGCGGGACCUGACUGACCUCAGCUUUAACCAUCUCAGCAGCUGUGUCCCCAGCUUAGAACGCCUCUCCUUGGCCUACUGCCACCUCACCUUUGAGAUGGGACCAACCCGAGGUUCCGUCAGCUCCCAGAUCUCUUCUCCUUCCCGGCUCUCCUUCCGCAACCUGCUGCAAUUCGUGAAGGAAAGAGCCAGCAGGCUUCGUGCCCUGGACCUCAGUGGCACUGGUUUGCCACCUGAGGCACUACAUGCUCUGGGCCAGGUGGCUGGGCUGCAUUUGGAGGAGCUGAGCUUGCACAGCUGCAGGGACCUUUCCACAGAGGCUGUGGUCAGGCUGUGCCAUCAGCAGCCAGGUCUUAACUCCCUGGACCUCAGUGGCUGCUCAGAACUGACUGAUGGGGCACUGUUGGCUGUGAGCCGGGGCCUGCCACACCUGCGGCACCUGAGCCUGGGGAAGCUGCAACGACUGACUGACGCAGGGUGUAUAGCCCUGGGAAGCCUGCAGGAAUUACGGAGCCUGGACAUGGCUGAGUGCUGCCUAGUGAGUGGGAAGGAACUAGCGCAGGCCCUGGGCUCAGGUUGUGGAGCUACACCCCCACUGACCUCCCUCAGGCUGGCCUACUGCUCUUCACUGAAGGAUGCCUCAGUGAUGUCCAUGAUCACAGCCCUAGGCCCAAGCCUCAAGGUGCUAGACUUGUCCUCCUGUGUGGCCCUCACCAACCAGACCAUGCAGGCCAUAUGUACCCACCUCACCCACCUCUCAGUCCUGCGCCUGGCUUGGUGCAAGGAGCUCCAGGACUGGGGUCUUCUGGGGCUGGAGGAGCCAAGUGAGGAGUAUGCACUAGGUUCUCAGCAACACCCAGAGCUGGAGCGUCAAGCCUCAGACCUUGAGGAGCCCUCUUCCAAGCCACAGGGCCCCUCCCUGCUCAUGCUGCAGGCCCUGCAGGAAUUGGACCUCACAGCCUGCAGCAAGCUGACUGAUGCCAGUUUGGCCAAGGUACUCCAAUUCCCUCAGCUAAGGUACUUGUCACUGAGCCUGUUGCCAGCAUUUACAGACAUGGGCUUGAUAGCUGUGGCCAGGGGCUGCCCUAGCCUGGAACGCUUGGCGCUCAGUCACUGUGGUCACCUCAGUGAUGAGGGGUGGGCCCAGGCAGCCAGGUCCUGGCCAAGGCUGCAGCACCUCAACCUGUCCAGCUGCAGUCAGCUCACAGAGCAAACUCUGGAUACCAUUGGGCAAGCAUGCAAACAGCUGCGAGUAUUGGAUGUGGCCAUGUGUCCUGGUAUUAACAUGGCAGCUGUCCGGCAUUUUCAAGCUCAGCUGCCUCAGGUGACCUGCGUCCAGUCUCGCUUCGUGGGAGGGGCUGACCUGGCCCUAACGCUCUGAGGCCAGAUCAGUAACCAGCUCUGCAGCUCAACUUGGAUCACCCAGCCCAGGUCUCUGGACCUGGAGUUUGCCCCAAUACCUCUUGCCUCCCACUGCUACAGACCCUUCAUUAUACUCAGGAUGGGAUGAACCCAGGACAGCACAGGGGACUUCCUGCCCCAGUGUGUCCUACAACUGGGCAGCAGCCUCUUUCCAACUACAUGUCACUACCACAGGCCCUGGUCCAGAGGGUGCAGCCUAUGGGCCUGGUGCCAGGGAGGGGCACACUGUCUGUCUCCUGCUAGCCCACUUCUCAGAUCUAAGAGCCUUUGUUCCUCCUGUUCCCUAAGGGUUCUCGUCCAGCCCUCACAAGCACUGAGCUUUUAUACUCAAGCCACUAACCUCACUGUAAACCCAAACAGGAUUAAAAAUUCCAUAUCUCA
This is a messenger RNA of Jaculus jaculus (lesser Egyptian jerboa), 2342 nucleotides long. RefSeq names its product leucine rich repeat containing 29 (gene Lrrc29). Gene Ontology annotation, molecular function: protein binding. The coding region runs from base 79 to 1920 and encodes 613 amino acids. NCBI's taxonomy places the organism in Eukaryota, Metazoa, Chordata, Mammalia, Rodentia, Dipodidae. Gene Ontology annotation, cellular component: SCF ubiquitin ligase complex. The record is from RefSeq and is a predicted model, not a curated record. Gene Ontology annotation, biological process: SCF-dependent proteasomal ubiquitin-dependent protein catabolic process. The transcript is spliced from 7 exons.